UCAGAUGUUUGUGGUAAAAUGGAAAAAGCAUACACACUGCGUUUGUUUGUAAAUUUAACAAAAAAUUUAACAUCAAUACGAAAAAUUUCAAAAUUUAAUUGGAAUGAUCCAUUUUUAUUAGAAGAACAAUUUACUCAGGAUGAAUUAUCCAUUCGCAAUAGCUUUCGGAAAUAUUGUCAGGAUAAACUAUUCCCCAGAGUUUUAUUAGCAAAUAGAAAUGAAUAUUUUCAUAAAGAAAUUUUUAAAGAGAUGGGUGAAUUAGGUGUGUUGGGUGCAACUUUAAAGGGAUAUGGCAUGCCUGGUAUAUCGUCAGUAGCUUAUGGUUUAUUAGCAAGAGAAAUUGAGAAGAUAGAUAGUGGAUAUCGUUCAUGUAUGAGUGUGCAAUCUUCUUUAGUCAUGUUUCCUAUUCAUGCUUUUGGGUCUGAAGCACAGAAACUUAAAUAUUUGCCUAAACUUGCCAAAGGUGAUAUGAUUGGUUGCUUUGGACUCACUGAACCUAACCAUGGCAGUGACCCAUCAUCAAUGGAAACAAAAGCUCAAAAAAUUACAAAAAAUGGAAAGACUUAUUAUUUGCUAAAUGGAACUAAAUCAUGGAUUACCAAUUCUCCGGUCGCUGAUCUAUGCUUGGUGUGGGCUCACGUUGUAUCUCCUUCCCCUUCCUCUCUCGACAAAGCUAAACGGAGUAAUAUAGAUAAUCAAAUAAAAGGUUUUUUGAUCGAAAAAGGCAGCCCUGGCCUAUCAUGUCCCGAAAUCAAAGGUAAAUUUUCUCUUAGAACUUCUGUCACUGGUCAAAUUGUCAUGGACAAUGUAGAGGUUUUGGAGGAAGAUAGUAUUUUGCCUGGCGUCGUUGGCUUGAAGGGACCAUUUAGCUGUCUAAACAACGCCAGAUAUGGCAUAGCCUGGGGUGCCCUGGGUGCUGCUGAAUUUUGCUUUGAAAGAUCCAGGGAAUAUGUGCUAGAUAGAAAACAAUUCGGAAAACCUUUGGCUAGCUAUCAGUUGAUUCAGAAAAAAUUGGCUGAAAUGUUGACUGAAAUAUCCAUAAAUUUACAGGCUUGUUUGCGGGUUGGACGGUUAAAAGAUGAGAACAAAGCGGCCCCUGAAAUGAUAUCACUGAUCAAGAGAAACAGUUGCCUUCGAUCAUUAGAAAUCGUCAGGCAAGCUAGGGAUCUAUUGGGUGCAAAUGGAAUAUGCGACGAAUACCAUAUAAUCAGACACGUUAUGAAUCUUGAAUCAGUCAAUACUUAUGAAGGUACGAGUGACAUACACGCUUUAAUACUUGGUAAGGCUAUAACGGGAAUAUCUGCGUUUAGUUAACACAUUCAUUCAUUUCGAAAAAUUGACUAUUAUUCAUACUAUUUUCCCUUUGAUUUUUGAAAUAUUUAACCAGAGACCUGCAGAGCUACUUAUUUACAGUUCUUAACUAGGCUUCUUAAAUUUUGUCAUUUUUCAGACUUUUCUGGUUAUCAAAACCUCGAUUUUAAGGCCCGUGGCAAUCGGAGUCUAUCUCGAAUGUAUUUACUAUUUUGAUAGCUAAUUAUUCUUUUGCCUUUUUUAAUCACUUCAACAAUAAAAAAAAUCAUAAAUUGAGACAAAUUGAUGAAAACUUCAUAGUAGAAUUAUAGUUACUUUAUAAAUAAGUAUUAUAUCAUCAAAAUAAUUUUAAUAUUUUAUUUUAUUGAUUCACGAUUGCAAUUGAUAUUAUAAAUUAUUGUAUAAUAUAUUCAAUGUUAAUAUAAUUUAUUAAAAAUAUUUUAUUUUUCACUUUAAUUAGAUCAAAUAAUUAUAAUUUUAUCAUUCAUUCGACCCACCAAAUUUUAAAAUAUCGUCAUGUAGGCUAAUACAUUUAUUUGGUUAUUUUUUUAAAGGUCUUCAAGCUUUUUUAUACACAGAAAUUGAGAUUUUAUAGGCCAAUACAUUUAUUGGAUAAAUUUAUUUACCAAAGAUGGUCAAGUUUUUUAUGCACGGAAAUC
Gordionus sp. m RMFG-2023 is the source of this 1970-nucleotide messenger RNA. RefSeq names its product glutaryl-CoA dehydrogenase, mitochondrial-like. Gene Ontology annotation, molecular function: flavin adenine dinucleotide binding; fatty-acyl-CoA binding; glutaryl-CoA dehydrogenase activity. The coding region runs from base 19 to 1314 and encodes 431 amino acids. Lineage: Eukaryota; Metazoa; Nematomorpha; Gordioida; Chordodea; Parachordodidae. The record is from RefSeq and is a predicted model, not a curated record. Gene Ontology annotation, cellular component: mitochondrial inner membrane. The transcript is spliced from 11 exons. Gene Ontology annotation, biological process: fatty acid beta-oxidation using acyl-CoA dehydrogenase; fatty-acyl-CoA biosynthetic process.